AUGGGCCCGGCAACAGGCAAAGAAAAACGCGGUCGGGCGAAGCGAAAACCUCGAAUUUCGGUGCGCAAGCUCCCCAAAGCUGGCUCCAAGUUUAGUCCCGGUUACCGAGUGGGCGCAUCGCAGGACUUGCCAAUCACGCUCGAUAGCGACGAUGACGUGCCGACAAGCACUCCCCAGCGUAUUGACCCUCGUCGAACACAAGUCUCACUCGCCGAGCCCAACCUACGAGGUUUCCGCUACGAUGGCACGAGCGAGAGCCCGCGCGCGUUACCGAAUAUGUCGCAUGCACCCAUAGGCUUCGUCCUACGACGCUCCUCACCAACAUCUAGCGGGCCCGCAAAGGAUCGAUCGCAUGCUGUACCCCAAGAAACACUACAACGAGAUUCUGAUGGCGAUGAAGAAGCGGCACCGAUCCGUAAGCCUGCCACGCGACCUCGCGCGCUCGAUGGAUGCCGGAAAGAGAGCAAGCCUGGGACUAGCAACAUGAGUCUUAUGGAUAUCGACGACUUCGGGCUGAGAAGUAAGGUCGCUCAGCUAAUGGCCGUGGCACCCGCGCUACCCAUUGUGGAUCUCUAUCACCUCAUCAUGGACAGCGAAGGCGAUCUACCAUUGGCGAAGAAACAAGCCAUCAGGAUGAGUGAAGCCCCACCGGCACAGUGUCAACCAGGCUUGGAUGCAGAUGGCGAAGAGGUCAUGGUCAAGAUAGACCCAAACGAUCCCGCUUUUGAGUGGGACGACGAUGAACCGCAGCCGGAGUCAGCCGCUACAACGGCAUCGAGACCACAGUCCAAGCCGAAGAACAAAGCUACAAAGUCAAAGAGUCUACACCAUCAUGCAAAGCUCUCCAAAAGCGCAAAGUCAGGUGCAAAACACUGCUCAAACACGAGCGCCAAACGAACGAAGUCGUCUUCAAUGAACCCUACACACGCCAGAGAGACCAGCAGCGAUCGCGAGUUCAUCGUUCCGGAUAAUACUGUCCAUUACGAUCUCAAUUCUGAUAUCUCUAAUGGCUCCGAUGAGUUUCUUGGUGUUGAGACACCAUAUCUGAGUGACGGAGAGCCCAGCCCGGAGGUAGAAUACGAGAUGGUGGAAUAUGCUGUGCAGAACGCACUGGCAAAAGAACGUGGCCUCCCGAGUGGCAACACGUUCGAGCGCAAGACCCCAAUACGUACAAGUAGUUCCAAGUCACCAAUCUCGCAACGAAAGCGACGCUUCAUCAUCGACUCGGAUGACGAGGAUAGCACAUCUUCAACGUCGUCUCCACCAUCUAACCAGAAAUACCACCAGAAAGAGCGAUCUAUCCGUUCUGUCAGUCGCAACACAAAGCAACGAAGAGACAGUUUCCUAUCUGACUCCGACGCUCCCGGCGAUCAACCAGUCAAAAAGGCGAAGAAGCCGCGACAAGACUUGGCGGCCGAGCUGGACGAUCUGGAUAUCGAAAUGGAAGGUUGGAGCGCGGCUGAAGAGACGCCUAGGAGACAGCGGCGUAAAAAAUAG
Alternaria novae-zelandiae is the source of this 1497-nucleotide messenger RNA. RefSeq lists its product as uncharacterized. The transcript is spliced from 6 exons. The record is from RefSeq and is a predicted model, not a curated record. The coding region runs from base 1 to 1497 and encodes 498 amino acids. NCBI's taxonomy places the organism in Eukaryota, Fungi, Ascomycota, Dothideomycetes, Pleosporales, Pleosporaceae.